AUGGCUGAGGUCGAGGCCAAAUACGCCAUGCAAGCUGCGCGUCAGACUGCCAUGGGCAGUUAUUUGAAGGGAGCGAGGAAAAUGGCCGAGUCGCGAACAAGCGUCGGUAGUCAAGAUGCUUCAAAACCUCGGUCCACUCAGUCUUUGAAAGGCAAACGCAAGAAAAUGAGCGAAGUUCGGACGCCGAGUGAAGCUAUCUUGGAUGAUUUGAUCGACGGCUCAUCUACGAUCUCUACAACAUCCGAUCCUAUGGAAUCUGUGUUCUCUGCAGAAUCUUCAGGGACCUCAAUGACAGUAUCCUUCAGGGAUUAUACGAUUGUAUUGUCACGCGAGCUGGUCGAGGCCGUAGCACGAGUGUUUGUAUCCGUUAUACAGUCAGACCAAGUACUAGGACCCAUAUACGAAUCUGUUCGCAACGACACCGCUGUUUUGCCAAGGGAAUUACGUAGAGACAUAUAUCCAACUCUUCUAGCGUAUGCACAGAAUCUCGAAAACGAAGCCAAGAACCGUCUCGAAUAUAUUGCAUCAAGUAUCGUGCGUACUGGAGCUGGUCACGCCGCUCGAUGCGUUAGUGGUGACUACAAGUUCACACAUGAACCAACGAAAGACGCAGACGAUAGCUCUGAUGAAGUUCAAGAACAGCCCAUCGAUGAGCGGCAGUCCGAUGACGAUCUAGAUGCUUUCCGGUUGUUCUUGAUACAGAGCAAUGCUUUUGCGACACUUCGAACUGAGACGCAAUUGUUAUAUCCCUCUCGACCUAUCAUAACGGCCACCGAGGAUUCCGAAACCCACGUCGGAGAAGACAUACCAGAGCACACAGAAGGCGGUAGAUCAGGAAAAGUUCUCAUACGUAUAUUCAACGAUACAGCUAUGUUCAUAAUGAUAAAUCUCCUUGUAUCAUUGGAAUGUCUUGAACCUCCUUUGGAGACUGGUUGGACUCGAAUCAAGAUCGAAUGCCACACAUGUGGUGAGCGCUUCUUUGACGAUGUUCUAGAGCAUCGCGAAGGCGGUAUAGCCCAGCUGAAGCAAUGGAUGGAACGUGCCCUGGAUGCGACAAUCACAGUCGUCCACGCCAGGGAAGAGGCUGCUUCUACUCACGGCCGUUGGCACUCCCCUGCACUGUUCAUACUUCGCAUGGGUAACAGAUUAGAAGUGCGUGACCACAGAGAUUGCUGCAAAACCAGCUGCAACUGCUUGCCUCCACGUGAUCAUCCAGAUUACGACUUCGCAUGCCCUCUGGACAGCACGUACCCAGUAAUACCACCAAGAGCCUUCGCACACAUGCUAAAGCACACAAGACGAGACGUCCAUGAGGAUCAAACUCACAUCUAUAGAUGGGUACCAAAACGAAGGGGCACGACGUUCGAUGUGGAUCCUAAGACAGAACUGGCAGAUGCAUGGGGUCUUUACUUCGAGGAAGGUUGGGAUCCGAACGAUAUCAUGACCCUCUUCGGCCUGGUCUUCGUCGUCAGUUUGAUCUUCCUUGUAUGCUGGUCAAAGUACACAUCAGAUGUCUCUGCUGCGUCGGGUGUCAGUUCUUACAUGAUCACUGUAGCUGGCAUUACGAUUUCCCUGCUUGUUAUAAGAGCUGGCAAUAUGUAA
Messenger RNA from Alternaria arborescens, 1602 nucleotides. RefSeq lists its product as hypothetical. The transcript has 3 exons. The coding region runs from base 1 to 1602 and encodes 533 amino acids. NCBI's taxonomy places the organism in Eukaryota, Fungi, Ascomycota, Dothideomycetes, Pleosporales, Pleosporaceae. The record is from RefSeq and is a predicted model, not a curated record.